AAAUGGGCGAGGGCAGCAUCAGCACUCGCGCAGUGGAACGGCACUCAUUCGCAAAGGCGAUGAGGCUUGGCAAGCUAAUGUUCGCAUCAGCUGCCACCACUAGAUAUACUUACUCGCAGCCUAUUAGUUGUGCCGCAUGCUGUUGACUUCCACUGACUUUUUCCUGGUGGCCUCCUCUUGCAACUGAGGAGCAGCGGUACGAGCACUCGGUCAGCACUGGCGUGAAUGAUUUGCCGUGGGAGUUGUGCGACAUGCGGGAAGAAGGUGAUCCGCAGACGAUCUUCCGGAUCAAACCAGAGCAAAGUGGUGUUCAAGUUGCGCCGCGCACAUGGGAUGAGGACGACUUCUUGUCGACGGAGAACCUUCGACUGGUUGUUCCCGAUAACGCUGUCGAGGUGUUGAGCCCUGGUGGCGCUCAUUCUACUACACUUGCGCAAAUUCGCGAGGAGUCGGGCGCAGCGGUGCGAUUGCAUGCUGGUGCAGCUGGCAAAGGUGAAGCAGCCACUGUGGGCACCAGCAGCGGCACGGUUGAGAUUGCGGGCUGUUACGGCACGAAGUUGCGAGCGCUGCUGCAGGUGGCGUCCCUGCUGCUCCAGCUGUGCGGCCGCGCGGCGGGUAGGGCCCAGGCAGGCGGCCUGUCGUUGCAGAUGCUGCUGCCCUCGGCGGGCCCCUCGGCCGUGCGGCCCGAGGACGUCCGCGAGCUGGCCUCGGCCGAGGGCGUGGAAGUGAAGGUGAGGGAGAAGGC
Messenger RNA from Prorocentrum cordatum, 745 nucleotides. The record is from the annotation of a GenBank genome assembly. NCBI's taxonomy places the organism in Eukaryota, Dinophyceae, Prorocentrales, Prorocentraceae.